Grus americana (Whooping crane) is the source of this 6482-nucleotide messenger RNA. RefSeq names its product phosphoinositide-3-kinase adaptor protein 1 (gene PIK3AP1). NCBI's taxonomy places the organism in Eukaryota, Metazoa, Chordata, Aves, Gruiformes, Gruidae. The coding region runs from base 203 to 2599 and encodes 798 amino acids. The transcript is spliced from 17 exons. The record is from RefSeq and is a predicted model, not a curated record. Gene Ontology annotation, biological process: signal transduction. Gene Ontology annotation, cellular component: cytosol. Gene Ontology annotation, molecular function: phosphatidylinositol 3-kinase regulatory subunit binding; signaling receptor binding.
AGCCCUGUGCCCGGCUCUGCAGGGGGCGUCGCGGGCCGCCCUCCGCUGCCAAGCGUCCUCCCGGCCGGCCGGGCGGCGGCGGGGCGGGGCCGGGCGGCGGGACGGAGUGCCCGGCCGGGGUCGAGGAAGUGGCCGGAGGAGGGACGCGCGGCGCCAGUCCGUUGGCGAUGUGAGGGAAGGGGAGCGGCCCCUUCCCCGGACCAUGGCGGCCCCCGGAACCCCAGGAGGAUAUGAUGUGCUGAUUGUGUAUGCAAGUGACGCCACUGAAUGGUGUCAGUACCUCCAGAACCUCUUCCUCUUUACUCGGCACGUUCGAAAGCAUCGGAUUCUGAGCUACCAGCUGGAAGGCAAGUCUGCCAUCUCCCACCAGGAGCUGGACUUGUUCAACAGAAGUCGGAGCAUCGUUCUUUUGCUAUCUGCUGAGCUGGUGCAGAGUUUUUAUCUCCCUCAUGUCCUUCAGAGCCUUCAGGAAGCUUUAUGGCCCCCAUACAAAGUAGUCAAGCUGUUCUGCGGUGUUACAGACUGUGAUGACUAUUUGACCUUUUUCAAGGACUGGUCUCAGUGGCAAGAACUCACAAAUGAUGAUGAGCCUGAUGCUUACCUUGCAGCUGUCAGGAAGGCUAUUUCAGAAGACUCAGGCUGUGACUCUGUGACCGAUACAGAAACCGAAGACGAGAAGAACCCAACUUACUCCCACAGACUUGCCAUGAGUGAAGAAUAUGGAUCGUCCAGGAGCACUGGGGACCAUCCAGUGGUGCAGCCUGACCGCAUACGGUGUGGGGUGCAGACAACAGUUUAUAUUAUCCUGAAAUGUAAACUAGAUGGCGAAGUGAAAACUGAAGUUGAAUUCUCUCCAGAGAACGCAUCGUCUGUACGUGUGCCAGCUGAGAUGGAGAAUGAGUACACAAUCUCUGUGGAGGCUCCAAAUUUAACCUCUGGGACAGUGCCUCUGCAGAUAUAUUCAGGGGACUUGAUGGUGGGAGAAGCAAGCAUCACAUACCAUACCGACAUGGAGGAAAUCAGCAGUCUGCUGGCUAAUGCAGCCAACCCGGUACAGUUCAUGUGCCAGGCCUUUAAAAUCGUGCCAUACAGCAUAGAAGCGCUGGACAAACUGUUGACUGAAUCACUGAAGAAGAACAUUCCUGCCAGUGGCUUACACCUGUUUGGAAUCAACCAGCUGGAAGAAGAAGAUAUGACAACAAAUCAGAGGGAUGAGGAGUUGCCAACACUGCUUCACUUUUCUGCAAGGUACGGGCUGAAGAAUCUCACCGCCUUGCUGCUUACAUGCCCUGGGGCACUGCAGGCCUACAGUGUAGCCAACAAAUACGGCCACUAUCCAAACACCAUAGCAGAAAAGCACGGCUUUAAGGACCUCCGCCAGUUCAUUGAUGAAUAUGUGGAAACUGCAGAUAUGCUGAAGAGUCACAUUAAGGAAGAGCUGAUGCAAGGCGAGGAGGAUGAAUCUGUUUAUGAGUCCAUGGCUCAUCUGUCCACUGAUCUGUUAAUGAAAUGUUCCUUGAAUCCUGGCUCUGAUGAAGAGCUUUAUGAAUCCAUGGCUGGAUUUGUCCCUGCUGCCCCAGAAGAUCUUUAUGUAGAGAUGCUUCAGUCCAAACCAGACACUCCAGUUGCCGGAGAUGAAGUUUCUCUAACUACAAAAGACUCAAUGCUCCGCAAGUUUUUAGAAGGCAGUAGCAUGGAUUUGCCAGAUUCAGAGGAAGGAGUUUACCAGCAGUAUGGAGAAGAUGUAUACUACUCAGUGGAACAAGAUAGUUUUCCACAGGAAAUGGCUAGCAGACCUCCAGUUCCAGUUCCAAGACCAGAAUCCAGCUCUCCACAGCCGGACAAUGAGCUGUACAUCUCCAAAAUUUUUGCACAGAAAGCUCAAAGACCUGAGAAUCUCUAUGUCCCUAGAGGAAAGGUUAGGAAAGAGACAAUAGUCAGGCCUGUAAGGGACCUGUCUCAGUCAAGCAUAUAUGAUCCAUUUGCUGGAAUGAAAACCCCAGGUCAACGGCAGCUGAUUACAUUACAGGAGCAAGUGAAAAUGGGCAUACUCACUGUUGAUGAAGCUGUACUUCAUUUUAAGGAGUGGCAACUGAACCAGAAAAAGAGAUCAGAAUCUUUCCGGUUCCAGCAGGAAAAUCUGAAACGGCUACGAGACAGCAUAACCAGGAGGCAAAUGGAGAAGCAAAAAAAAGACAAAAGUGCAGAUCUCGAAAUUACAGUACCCAUUCGACAUUCUCAGAAUACUUUGGGAAAACCAGAAUGUGGAAUAUAUGAAUACGCCCCCCGGAAAAACAUUUUCCCACCAAAGAGGGAGUUAAAGCGAGGAGACUGGAAAACAGAAAGCACAUCCAGCACAACAAGUAGUGCAAGUAACCGCUCCAGCACGCGGAGCAUAUUGAGCGUCAGCAGUGGGAUGGAAGGGGACAGUGAGGACAAUGAAGUCUCAGAAACAACUAGAAGCCGCAGCCCAGUUGCCCACCAAGCCGAUAGGCUGCCUUUCCCAGAAAGGCCUCCCAGAGUACCUCCUCGAGGUGCAAGCAGGCCUGCAAGCUGUGAAGGAUUUUAUCCUCCACCUGUGCCCCCAAGAGGUCGCUGAAUCUCUCAACAUCUGUGGAAUAUGAGAUUUUUCUGUUUGUAUGCGUGUUUGUACAGAUAUUUUUGGGUCGUCUUAAAUUAUUUAUAACUGGAAGCCAAAUGUUUUCUUCCCCUUCCUCCUCCCUAAAGCUCUGGUGACUUUUCCCAUGAUUUUCACUGAGACUUCUUGGCCUUCUGUAACUUUUUGCUUGGAAGAACUUUGGUGCUUUGGGACUUCGAGAAAAAGUAUCAUGGUCAGGAAGGAGAACGCUGAUGUGUGUCUUGGCAGGCCUGCACCAACACGAAGUUUCCCUUUGACCAAGAAAGAGCACGUGUCCUUUUAGAAAGUAAAUAAGCAUUGUUACCAAAACCCUCAAUACAACUUACAAGGGCUUGACUGGAAAACAUGCUUGAAAAAGUAAAGAGAGUAAUUUGUUUGAAGAUUUUGUUUGAAGAACGCUCAUUACAGCAGGAGCAGAUGAAUGUUCUGCUGUUUGGUGUUAUUUGAGUAUGAACAUACUGACCUUUCAGAAGGUGUAGAAUCUCCCUCCAGCAAUCAUUAAACCACGGGAGGAUGAGAAGUUGUCUUUAUUCAAGAAUAUAUUUUGCAUACAGCCUUGAAAACACCUUUCCUUUUCCCCUUCCCUCCCUGAAGAGGACAGACAUUAAUGAAGUGUUGUGUGCUGUAUUUACCAUGAAAAUUCCCAAGAGAGCUGGUAAGGGACCUGCUGUAUCACAAAACAACUGUACUUAAACCUUUUUUGGGGAGGGGUUGGUAUGUUGUUACUUGAAAUCACAUGACUGACCUCUCUAAUUAGAGGAAGGAAUUGGCAGCAGUGCUAUGUUCUGUAUCUCUUACAUGUGUUCAUUGUAGAAGCAAUAUGAAGGUGAACUCCAUGCUCUGGCAUAGUAUAGCAAGCCUCCAAUUAUAAAUGCACACACCUCACAAAUACCAGCUGUGUAGUUAGGCUGCUGCAGUGGAAACAGGCAGCCUGAGGGCUGGACUCUGCUUGCUCUACUCUUCCUUUCUAGUGAUGUGAAUCUGCAAUGGCUGGGUCCAGCCUUUUGUCUGCCUGAGGGCUUAGAAACCUAGGGACAGCUUCCUGGUUUGGCUCUCUGUGUUCCAAAUGUAGAAAGCGGAAAUUAAUAUUGAUUCUGCAUCUCGAGGGACUUGAAUGAUGGAAGUGAGGUGUUUUGGGUUUUGUGUGGGUUUUUUCUUUUUCUUUUUUUCUUCCAGGCCUUGCAAUCUUCUGUGCAUAUCCUGGCCCUUGGGGGACAAGCAUAGGGCUCUGGUUGUCCAUGAGUGGUGCAGAUGGGAAUUCUGCAAGAUAACAUUCAGGGUAGAGAAUUAAGCAUCACUAGCUACUUGUUUUUUAAGCCAUUCUUCCCCCUCUUCCAGCCCUGGGAGAGACAUAGAUCCAUCUGUAUUAGGUGUUCCCUCAGGUACAGGCAGAACACAUAAAGCUUCUGUGCGGUCAUGUAAGCUCCCCUUAACCUGUAUGAGAGCAGGUGAUAGAGUUCCUGUCUAAAGGAGGUAGUUCCUUUCUCUUGCAAAGCCAAUGUGUGGAGCUGCAGGAGUGACAGACAGCAACUGUGACUCAGCCAGCACUGAGUGAAGGUGGAGAAGCCCCUGCUCCUCUCAGGGGUAUAGACAUAAGCUAAAUAUCUAUGUAUUAAACUCAUAGGGUAUGGCUCCAAGUGCAGUCCAUAUAGCCUCUCCUUUUGAUGAUAGAGGGAUGCAGGUGUUGUGCUGCAGGCCUAUAGCUACAGAGGUGACCUUUUUUUUUUUUUUUAAAUACCUCAGUGCCUUCUCCAGUAACUCUGACACUAUGGGCUCUCACUGACACUUUGUUCACAGUAGCCAGGGGAAUGGUGAGUUGGGAGCUGCCUUUCUGUGCUCUUCUGGAGCAGAACAAAGUUCCCAGCACUAUUUGGUGACAUUGGAAGCAGGGAAGGAGGUUUUGGUGCUGAAAUGAGGAAAAUGGAUAAAUGAAGGAAACAGGGAUAAAAGAAAGAAACUAAAAGAGGAAAUUCAACAGCUUGAUUGUCCACAGCUGUCACACAUGCUUUGGUUUGUGCACAGCUCCCUGGUUUUGCUUGAAAGUUCCCCAUCUCCUCAGUACUGGCUACAGCUGUGCUUGGAGCUGUGAUGUGAUAAGAAUUUAUCUGCUUCCACAUGUACCGGGUACAACAUAAGGUAGGAAUGUAGGAUGCAGGGAAAACUGUAACAAGGCAGGAAGGGAAGAGCAAAAUAUGGAAGUGUGUCAUGCAGAAGAUUUCCUUUCAAAGCUGUUGGACUGAAGCAGCCCAGGGAUCUGUCAUUUUUAAUUCUGCACCCACUGCAUGUGAUAGCCAAAUGUGUUCUGUGUGAGAGGGGUUUAUCUGAACUGUAUGUGAGUGUUUGCCUUUUCACAGCUGUGAACUGGAUUUUUAUUGCUAGUACUGCAGUAAGAUGGUUUAUACCUGAAUUGCUGAAAAGUAGCUCCGAAAUAGCCUUUAAGUGCCUGUCCUGUUUGCAGCUUAGAUACUUCCUUCACCUGACCUGACCUAUUAUACAAAACCAAAUGGUUGCAGGGCUCUUGGAGGAGAGAUGAGCUGGGACAGGCAGGGUUAGAGUUAUAUUAAUGCAUGGCCUCUUCUGCACAGCCCAAGGGGGAAACAUCCAAGAUACAGCUGUAGGCUCAGGCAUUCCCUUCUCUCUCUUUGUAAAUUGUGGAUUAGUUAGGGAUCUCACUGCCAAGCAAUUACAGCAAAACUAUCACCCUAUCAAGAAGAAAAGGAACAGCACUAACAUGGCUUCACUGUUAAAUGCAGGGUAUACAGUGGCGAUGCAGGCAUGACUUUCAUGUCUUGCAGGCCAGCAGAGAUGCACCUUCUCAGCCACUAAAGCAUGUUUUCCAUGCUGGUUUUGUUUCAUUUAGUUGCUUUAAGCCUCUUACAGCUCAGUGCAUGGAGUUCUUGUAUGUGUAGACUCUACUUGUGGGAGUGAGCAUGGGAUUUGUAUUGCCUCCACCCAAGAAGAGAAGUGCUCUGAAACUGAAGCUCAGAAGAGGCUGGAGAAGAAAACUGCAUGCAACCAGGUUGUUGGUUACUCAAGAAUAUGCCGCGGGGGGGCAGGGGGUAGUGGGAAUGAAGUGUGUUUCCACCUAAGAUUAAAGCUCAAGCACUGAAGAGAUAAUAAAAUUGCUGGUAAAAAGUAAAUGGUCUGGCCACCUGUAGGGGUGUCAACCAAUCCAUGGAGCUGAGGUGGCAGCUGGCUGGCCCAGGGAAAGCGUUUGCUCUUUGAACAGCAUGCCUCUUGAAGCCCGCUGCAGCAGAUGGCUCUGGCAGCCCCGGUUGUUGACUGAGAGACUUAAGCACUGAAUAAACUGAAGAUGCUGAAGCCUCCUCUGUCUCCCAAGGGUAAGCUUGCAUCUCUGUUUUGGACUGAGAUGCAACAACUAGAAAGAAACAUAUGGUGUUAUCAAAGCUGUCUAGGUUUUGAUUUUUAAAAAAAUAUAAACAGGAGUUAUGAAUGGGUUUUGACAAGUAUUCCUUUGUACAGGGCCCUUGCUUGUAUUGAAACAGGCACGUGAUUGUGAACAUACUAUCUGGAAAAAGGUUCAUAUAAAUGCAGCUUGCUAAAAGGUGUUCAGGGAAGGCGAUUUGAAUGUGUAAGACCACAAGGGGAAAAGCUUUUACUAUAGGUAUGGCGGUCAGUGGUAAACAGGGAAACCUGUUUUUGAAUCAUUCCUAGAAAGUGUGGAUGGCAUCUAACAGCACGGAACAGCUCCUGCACCCAGCUCGUGUCCCUUGCUGUGUCUGUUGUCGGCUUGUGCAGUAUUUGAGAUUAUGUAGCCCCCUCUUCUUUUUCUUAAAUGUUAUGCCUGAUAUCCUCUAAAAAUUGUUUGUUUUGUUCAGUUUAA